AUAUCCUGCUCUCCAAUAAUCAUUAUUAUCAACUUAUUUAUAGUAAACUUUGGCUUAACUUGAAAUUACUCAUAUAUACCAAUUAACACAAACAAAGCAUAUAGGAAGAAACUAAAACAACAUGGGGAGAGCUCCUUGUUGUGACAAAGCCAAUGUCAAGAGAGGUCCAUGGUCACCUGAAGAAGACUCCAAACUCAAAGCUUAUAUUCAACAACAUGGUACAGGUGGUAACUGGAUAGCCCUGCCAAAGAAAAUAGUAGGUCUCAAAAGGUGUGGAAAAAGUUGUCGUCUUAGAUGGCUAAAUUAUCUUCGUCCCAACCUUAAACAUGGGAGUUUCUCCGAAGAAGAAGAUAACAUUAUUUGCAGCCUCUAUGUCAAUAUUGGAAGCAGGUGGUCCAUUAUAGCAGCGCAAUUACCAGGACGAACGGAUAAUGAUAUAAAGAACUAUUGGAACACAAAGUUGAAGAAGAAACUUUUAACAAAGCAAAGGAAGGAGCAACAAUCUCAAGCUCGCCGAGUUUUCAACCAAAACCAAGAGAUCAAAAGAGAGAGUGGAAAUUCGGUAUGGCCUAUUGGAUUUAUCGGUCAAACUCCAAAUUAUUGGCCAACACAGCACAAUUCCUUUCCCAAUAUUCCAGUAACAAAUCCUUCUUCCAUCCAAAACUAUAACCUCAAGGAAGUUGAAUUCUAUGAUGAUCAUCAACUGCAGCCAGUAAAUGCAAACAAUAAUUGUCAAUAUCCAUGUGACAUUUACUUCCAACAAGACCAAUUGUAUUGUCCUUCUACAAUGAACAGCAUAAACUCUGCAGGGUUGACCUAUGUGAACCAGCAACAACUAGAUGGAUCGAUCUCGACUUCGACAGAAAGCAGUAGUUGGGGAGAUAUGAGUUCUUUGAUUCACUCACCUUUGGCUUCUGAUUAUGAAGGUGGCCACCAACAAACAAUGAUUCAAGAAGAUUUUACUUUUGACGAGUCUAUGUUCUAUGGAAUGAUCCAAACGCAAUAGCAUAUAUUUUACUUUACAUGUUUUGUUAGAAAUUGUUGUACCUUUUUUCAUUUACUUAGACAUAAAUUAAUUAUUAAGUACUAAUUUUUUGGUUAUGAAUUUCUUUGC
This is a messenger RNA of Medicago truncatula (barrel medic), 1114 nucleotides long. Its product is annotated as transcription factor RAX3. The transcript is spliced from 3 exons. The record is from RefSeq and is a predicted model, not a curated record. NCBI's taxonomy places the organism in Eukaryota, Viridiplantae, Streptophyta, Magnoliopsida, Fabales, Fabaceae. The coding region runs from base 122 to 1006 and encodes 294 amino acids.